This is a messenger RNA of Gigantopelta aegis, 1628 nucleotides long. Its product is annotated as transcription factor AP-1-like. The transcript has a single exon. The record is from RefSeq and is a predicted model, not a curated record. Gene Ontology annotation, molecular function: transcription factor binding; RNA polymerase II cis-regulatory region sequence-specific DNA binding; DNA-binding transcription factor activity, RNA polymerase II-specific. The coding region runs from base 136 to 1125 and encodes 329 amino acids. Gene Ontology annotation, biological process: regulation of cell population proliferation; regulation of transcription by RNA polymerase II; regulation of cell cycle. Gene Ontology annotation, cellular component: transcription regulator complex. NCBI's taxonomy places the organism in Eukaryota, Metazoa, Mollusca, Gastropoda, Neomphalida, Peltospiridae.
UUCAGAUUUAACCACGUUGUGCAAAUGAUAACACGGUAUCCCUACUGUCAUUUAAAAGUGUAGGAACGUCAACGUAGUUGUCAAAAGUGACUCACCCGUCGUAAAGAUACGUUCGUGGUGCGAGGAAAUUUGUGAAUGAAUUUAGAUCCGUGUUUCAACAUGGAAAUGUCUUUCUAUGAAAGUCGUCCCAUUAAAGAAGAACAACAACGGGAUUUACGCGCAAGUUUGAAACGAAAAAUGGAUUCCCCGUUUGAAAUUGGACCAAACGGAGAACGAGACGCCGUUGACAGACUGAAGAGAAAUAUGAAACUGGACUUCAAUUCCGCUGGAAAUAAGAAGACGAAACUGAGUCUCCUUCAGUCGCCAGAUCUGAACCUUUUGAAAUUGGCCUCGCCUGAACUCGAAAAGAUGAUCAUCCAAGCCAACGGAAUGGUGACCACCACCCCGACCCCGACACAGUUUAUCUUCCCUAAACAUGUGACGGACGAACAAGAGGCGUACGCCAGGGGGUUCGUGGAUGCAUUGGCGGAACUGCACGACAGUACCAUUCCCCAGCCACAAGAACAAGAACAACAACAGUCAACGGUCAAACAAAUUAAAGUUACUUCCAGCGCCGUUUCACAGGGUGUGACCAAAUUCAUCACAUCCAUUUCGAACGGAAAUAUGACCUACGCCACCGUGCCCACCGUCUCGCAGGGUCUGACAACCACCACGUCCCUCCCUGGAGGUCUCCACACUGUCGACCUCACCGGCAGUGUGCCCAAAACUGUUGAACAUUUGAACUCUUUUAAUAUGCCAAAAUUUCAAGUGAAGGAAGAACCACAGUGUGUUCCCAGCUUAGACUGCACCCCGCCCCUGUCUCCAAUUAACAUGGACAAUCAAGAAGUUAUCAAGUUGGAGAGGAAGAGGGCGAGAAACAGGGUGGCAGCAAGGAAGUGCAGAACGAGAAAACUUGAAAGAAUCUCAAGGCUCGAAGACAAAGUUGCUGAUUUGAAAGGACAAAAUACAGACCUGUCGACAACAGCUACCAAUCUCAGGGAUCAAGUGUGUAAAUUGAAAAAACAAAUUAUUGAUCAUGUGAACAGUGGAUGUCAGAUAAUGAUGUCGCCAAAUUUUUCAUUUUGAAAAAAAAAGAGUGAAAACAGUAUUUCAAAACAGUGCUAUAAAGAGAUCUUUGUUCAAGUUAAUUUUCUUGUCUUUCAGAUCUACAAUAUACAUGUACUGUGUGCAUGUACAUACCAAAAUUAAGACAUUUCGGAACAUUUGAUGUACCUUUUACAAAACAUCUCCGAACUUAAGAAUUAAGUUUCUUUUCUACUUCCGUCUGACAUUUAUAAGGAGAAAAAUUUACACUUGGGAACAGUGUCUGUGAUGAUGCAAUGUAGCUGUUGAUCAGCUUUUUGUAAUAUGCAGGAAUUUUUUUCAACCUGACUCCAUUUCUGAGAUUUAUUUUUGUACAUACGGAAUUGAAUGUUAAUUUUUUGGUGCUUUUUUUGUAAGUUCUGUUCCAUGUACAUGCAUUUACAGUCAUGAUAUCAUGAAUCAUUGUUACUAUGUUGAUACAAGUGCUUGUAUAUAUAUAUAUUGGAAACCACAUUCAUCCAUUAAAUUAAGAGUUUAUUACAAAG